CUGCGCAGUGCCGUCUCCGGGCGCGGGGCUGACGGUGUUUCGGGGCGCGGCGCCUGUCUGUCUGAGCGCGAGGCGGGACCGCGGGAGGUGGUGAUGGCGGCGGAGACGACGCUCAGAACACUGAAGCCACAUCACGAAGACGCUCGGAAACCAGAAGCAGGAACCGCAGCUCAGUCAGUGGGGAGACAAGACGCCCAGAACACUGAAGCCACUUCACUGAGAGGCUCGGGAACCAGAGGCAGGAACCGCAGCUCAGUCAGCGGGGAGACAAGACGGAUGGAAGGCUCCAGUUAUACAGAAGCCCCUGUACAGAGCAGCAGACGGCAAAGCAACCAGGCCUCAGCUUGUCUCACUGCAGCGUCUGUGGAACGGGACAGAAAUUGGCGAACAGAGGGCGCUACCCAUGAUGUUAACCGGCCAGUAGAUGACGACAAAAUUGCAAUCAGACAAAUUCUGAAAAGUUACAGCGACUCUGAGCUGCACAUGGUGACCGUGUUCUACAGACAGAGACUUGAAGUGAUGGAUGAUCUGGUGGAGGACUUGACAUUGAUGCUGGAGAAACUACUGAGAGGCAGACAGUUUGCGCACGUCAGAGACCUGGUAAACAGGAAUCAGAGACAGGAAGCAUCGAGAUAUCUUCUGGAUUUAGUGACUGCAGCGAGAAGCCGAGUGCAGAGAGGGAUGUGGGAAGCUUUGGUGAAUAUAGAGGACAAUAAACCACAGCUGAAGGCAAUCCUGAGAGAGAUCCAGGAAAAGGGUAGGAAACUAUAAAU
This is a messenger RNA of Callorhinchus milii (elephant shark), 773 nucleotides long. RefSeq lists its product as uncharacterized. Bases 94 to 771 code for a protein of 225 amino acids. The record is from RefSeq and is a predicted model, not a curated record. The transcript is spliced from 6 exons. Lineage: Eukaryota; Metazoa; Chordata; Chondrichthyes; Chimaeriformes; Callorhinchidae.